Messenger RNA from Hyalella azteca, 623 nucleotides. RefSeq lists its product as uncharacterized. Gene Ontology annotation, molecular function: cysteine-type deubiquitinase activity. Bases 6 to 488 code for a protein of 160 amino acids. NCBI's taxonomy places the organism in Eukaryota, Metazoa, Arthropoda, Malacostraca, Amphipoda, Hyalellidae. Gene Ontology annotation, biological process: protein deubiquitination. The transcript has 4 exons. The record is from RefSeq and is a predicted model, not a curated record.
CCAAGAUGGGCAGAAACCAGACGGGCAAAAAGACCAAGAAGUCUCGCAACUGGGCGAAGUCAGAUAUCCUGGCGGGCGUCCUGCAGUACAAGUCUCCUCCUCCUCAGGACGGCUCCGACACAACUCCGCAGAGCUCGCCAACCUGUGGUCUGAUGAAUAGCAACAAUUCAUGCUACAUGAACGCCGGUCUGCAGCUUAUGGCCUCAGACCCGGUCUUGUGUAGAAUAAUAGAGAAGACCGUGCCUGCAGACCUCCUACACCAAGCACCUGCAACAUACGCGUUUCGGCAGUUCCUGAAGAAGAGGCGCGGUGGCCUCAAGACGGGCGUGGCAGCGCCGGUGGCCGCCGAUGCCGUGGCCGACGUGCUGUUCAUGUCGGGGGCCUUCGAGUCGGGGCGGCAGUCCGACUGCAUGGAGUUUCUGCUGUUCCUGCUCAACGCGCUCAGCAGGGAGGUGAGUCGGAGGGGCGGCAUGAGCAGCAAUUGGUGAUGAGGGAAAUGAUGUUAUUUGCUGCUGAACUUUGUUUCGGUAAAUAGAAAAGACGUUUUUUAUUGUUUUUUUUAUCUGGUGACUGUGAACCCCUUCUGUCACAUACUAUUUAUAUCUAUCCUCACCUUUAAUAUA